AUGGAGACCAACGCCCUUCUCGAUCUCGUACACGUGGCGCAGGACCAGCUCUGGGUUGACAAGGUGAAUGAAGCCCACCUAACAGGCCGUCUUUGCCAGUGGGUGUCGGCUUUCCAUCCAGAUAAACUUCCUUGUGUGCUUGAUGGUACCUUUCACCAUGGCGCAUUUAAUGCCGGCAUGAAGAUGGUCUUUACUGACAGCACGGCAUGGAUGGUUCGUUUCCCUCGUUUUGGGAUGGUCUGUGAAAACUACACCGAUGAGAAGGUUGCUAUGGAAGUGUCGGCUCUAAAUCUCAUUCGCAACGCGAGUUCUAUUCCCGUCCCAACCGUCCGGGCUUGGGGUCCGGCUGCCAGCAAUAUACUUGGUCUAGGCCCUUUCAUUAUGAUGGACUUUAUAAACGGUGUGAGCCUCAGCAGCCUUCUCCAAGACCCCGAUACCGAGCGACCUAGCCGAGUCAUAAGGGACGAUAUCAGUGAUGGUGAUAUUGAGGUUAUCUACAGACAGCUAGCAAAUUUCCUACUUCAACUUUUCAAACUGGAUUUCGACCAGAUCGGCAGCCUACCAUCACCACAGACUGGAAGCCACAGCCCUACGCCACCGCGGCCGUUAACAUUUAAGGCACAGACCAUCCUACAAGACGGAGGAGUUGAUACUUUCGGCGACCGAGCCAAAGGGUUUGCUACGACAACCGAGUAUUUUCAAUAUAUCGUCGGACAGGAUUGGAAGCAGCUUGUUCAUCAACCAAACUCAACUGAUGGUUUCUAUGAUGCUCAGAACAAAUACCUCGCGUUCAAAGUUCUAGGAAGUCUAAUACCUGAAUUUAUUAACGCGAAGUAUGACCGUUGCAAGUUUAAACUAAUCUGCGACGACCUCGGCUUGGCAAAUCUGAUUGUCCGGAGCACGGAAGAUCUCACUGUCGUCGGAUUAGUGGACCUUGAGUGGUCCUAUAUCGGACCUGCCCAAUUGUUUGGCUCGGCACCGUGGUGGCUUCUCCAAGACAGGCCCGUUAAUAGUAUGUGGGAUUGCGAGAGCAAAGAGCUGCCUAAGAUCGGGUCCCGGUACUUCAGAUACUUAGAGAUCUAUAUACGUAUCUUGGAGGAGGAAGAGUCAAAAAUGCAAGGGUAUGAAGAGAGGGAGCUCUCUAGUCUCGUCAAGUGGUCGCAAGCCUCCGGGGCUAUGUGGCUACAUAUGCUUCUUUCAUCCGGCUUUAACGACCAAUACAGCUUUCCAUUUACGCAGUUACGUGCACAUCUGGGGGCUACUGAGUGGGCAAGGCGUGGGAUGGAAUUCGACAACUCAAAAGAGCUUGAGGAAUUCGCAGCGCAGAAGGUGAAGCAGAUGGGUAUGUAUGAAGAAGCCUUGGAGGAGAUGGAAAAGAGCAAGGCGCUCAUGGACACCGGGAAUAUGACAAAGGAGAUGUUCAUUGCCAACUAUGAGCACGUCAUUUAUGAACACUCACUCGCACCUUAA
Molecule: messenger RNA, 1470 nt
Organism: Penicillium crustosum
Lineage: Eukaryota; Fungi; Ascomycota; Eurotiomycetes; Eurotiales; Aspergillaceae
Exons: 2
Coding region: 1-1470 (489 amino acids)
Source: RefSeq, a predicted model, not a curated record